Messenger RNA from Polyodon spathula (Mississippi paddlefish), 1162 nucleotides. RefSeq names its product GrpE-like 1, mitochondrial (gene grpel1). Gene Ontology annotation, cellular component: PAM complex, Tim23 associated import motor. Gene Ontology annotation, biological process: protein import into mitochondrial matrix; protein folding. Gene Ontology annotation, molecular function: protein-folding chaperone binding; protein homodimerization activity; adenyl-nucleotide exchange factor activity. The coding region runs from base 41 to 697 and encodes 218 amino acids. The transcript is spliced from 4 exons. The record is from RefSeq and is a predicted model, not a curated record. Lineage: Eukaryota; Metazoa; Chordata; Actinopteri; Acipenseriformes; Polyodontidae.
UUCACUGCCUCCCACGGUGCGUGAGUAGUUGCAAGUGAAAAUGGCGAGCUGGUGCGUGAGAGUGGUGAGACAGAGCCGUUCUGUGUUAGCAUCGCCUGUGCUUUUGAGGGCCUCUCCGAGGUUAUUGUGCACUGCGGCACAAAAGAAAAGCAAUGGCCAGAAAUCGGAAGAGGACCAAAGUGGAGCACAGAAAACGGAGCACAGUCCUGCCAUGGCAUCCUGGACUGAGGAGAAGACCGAACUAGAAGAGCAACUAAAGGAGAUGACAGACAAGUAUAAGCGAGCCCUUGCAGAUACAGAAAACCUGCGGCAGAGGAGUCAGAAGUUGGUAGAAGAUGCUAAGUUAUAUGGUAUUCAAGGUUUCUGCAAAGACCUGCUGGAAGUUGCUGAUGUCUUGGAGAAGGCAACAGAGAGCGUCCCCAAAGAGGAGAUCUCCCCUCAGAACCCCCAUCUGAAGAACUUGUAUGAAGGACUGGUCAUGACUGAGGUUCAAAUCCAGAAGGUGUUCACCAAGCACGGCUUAAUCAAGCUAAACCCAGCUGGGGCCAAAUUUGACCCCUACGAACACGAAGCUCUAUUCCACAGUCCGGUUGAAGGAAAGGAACCGGGCACAGUGGCACUGGUCACCAAGGUGGGGUAUAAACUACAUGGGCGCACUCUCAGACCUGCCCUGGUAGGUGUGGUUAAAGCACCAUAGUGUUCCUGAUGAUAUGAACGAGGGCUGUACUGUUAUUUUGUUGGCUAACAGAUUUCAUUAUUAAGUUCGUUUGCCCCAUUCAUUGUUAGAGUUACUUACUGGAACGCGAAUCAGUGGAUUGUCCAUUUACUCUUAUGAUCUGGAAUCUGUACACUGUAGCUGCUAUUCAGUUGAAAGUGCUCCAUCUCUUGUGAGUAGGAAAAUAAGCAAUAGAAAGUUGCAGAAAUAUUUUGACCAGUAAUUCACGUUAAAGAAAUGCGUUAACCAACAGUAACAAGUAUAGUUCAAUGUAGGUCCAAUUUGUGGGCUGUUUAAUUUUAGUUUUCUUCAAUAAACACAUAUGUACAGUUUACUGUGUAUUUAAGUACAUCAAUAAUUACAUUGGAUAGGUUGAUAGUCCCAUAUUAAAGAUAUUUAACAUGUGAAUUCAUUCAUUUAAAAACAUUAAAAUCUAGGUAUACAAAA